GUGCAUGUGACGGGAUAGGACAGGACAGAGCGGUGCUGUGAGGAGCCCCCACACAGCAGCUCAUUCCUUGCUGACCCAGAGCUUUUCCGAGGCAUUACUCCUGCGGCUGGUCUCACGGCCAGACCUCGGGACUCGCUGACUUGGAGCUUUUCCAAGGCAUCCCCCAUCCCUGCCGCCAGUGCCUUCGUGGCAAGGCUGUGGGACUUGGUGACAUCCAUUGUUCACGAGGAGUCUCCUGUCAUUGUGGCAGGAGCCCUCGGGAACACAGUGCAGGACUUGCUGUCCUGUAGUCUUCCUGAGGCCUCUCUUUUGCAGGUGCCUGCAAGGCGUGACUGCGGCAUCGCUGACUCGGACCUUUGCCAAAGCAUCUGUCUCGAAGGUGUCCUCAAGGUCGGACAGCGGGAUAGCGAGCAGGGUGUUCAGCCUGUUCAGGAGGCUUCAGGGGAAGAAAAAGAACGGCCCUGCAGCUGCCCCAGCACAGCAGCCUGCGGAACCGGAGCAGUUGCAGCCACUGCAGGAUGAUGCAGCCAAGGACCAGACUCAGGAGCAGGACCCCACCCAUGGCCGCUUCCGCAGAGCGGUGCAGGCGCUGCGGAGGUUCCUGCGCAUUCGGUGCAGAAAGACCAGCGCCACCAUGACCAAGAGCACGGCCGACCCUGACUCCAGGCCCAGCGAGCUGCAGACAGAGCCUGCUGCCAGCACAGCGUCCUCUGAGCUUGCUGCAACCUGUGACCGGGCAGCGGCCGAGGGCAGGGCAGAGGCUGACAUGGCCCUGACUGAGGGCAUGGCCACCUCAAACAACCAGACUCAGGCCAUGCCACAGACUGACGCCAUGACUGCACGAACUGUGUUAGCCACGGUGAAGGACAUUCUACAGAGACUCGGGUCCUGCGACACUGUGGAUGCCGAGCUGCAAAUGGAUAUUGUGAGCCUGACUGAAAAACACCCUGCUCACGUGGUGAUGAGCCUCCUGCACUGUGCCCCAUUGUGUGACAGAGCUGCCACACUGAUGUGGAGGGCCAUGGGAACCUCGGAAGUAGCCGCGGAGGAGGUGCUUCCAGCGCUGCUCUGUGUGCUAGAGAAGCAGCCACCGUACGGCACGUUCUUCUGCAGCGGGGACGAGGCCGUCUUUGCCCUGGCUGCAACUCUGGUGCUGUGGAGGAUUGCCCCCCUGUCUGAGUGGCACUACGGAAUACUCCUUCAUUCUCCCCAGCUGUUUGUGGAUCUGCUCUUGCAAAUUUUCAUCACCACAGAGCAGAUGCCAGAGAAUGUUCAGAACUUCUGGAGAGUGUGUCAGGAGGAACACGGCCUUCCCAGUGACCCCAACAGGUUUGCAGCGCAGACCAUGAAGGCUCUGCUCUCCCAGCUGGGCUUUGACAAGAAGCUGGUGGCUCUGGAGCACCUGCAGGUCUGGGACACCCUGCUCUGUGCCGACACCCAGCAUGAGGCAGCAGGCCUGCUGGCCAGGGAGAUGCGCUGUGGCUUGACCCCCUUGUGUCCCCACAUGGCCUCGCACCUGCUCAGCCUGCUCAUCGGGAAGCAGCCACACUGGGAUCUGCCUGCCCUGGCGUUCUUGGUGGAGCUCCUGGAAUGUCUGGACUUGAGCCAACACGGUCCCAGUGCCCUGUGGGUCGUAUCCAGGCACCUGCCGAGCGAGUGCAGGGAUAGGCUGCUCCUGCAGCUCAGAGGCCUCGUGGUGCUCAGCAAGGAGCCCUCGCUGAGCGGAGAAAUACGCGGCCUCUAUCAACACCUGCUGGAGCAGCUGGCUGAUCCCAAUGCAGAGAUGGUCUGGAUGACCCUCUCUGUGCUCACGCAUGUGCUCCAGGACAAAGACCAUAAGAUAGCCAGCAUCACCACCCUGAAGCUGGCUGAGGCCCUGCUGCCACACUUUGACAACGACAACAGCCAGGUGCAGCUGCUCUCCAUUCAGCUCUUCAGCAAGGUGAUGGAGCUGGUAGUGGAAGAGGGGGAAGAGCCUCUCACGAGAAUUGUGAGCCAGAGCCUGCUCCCUCUAUUCCUGCGCUGGCACGAUGAGAACCUGCACGUGGCCAAGGCCUCUCACGAAGCCCUGCUUUGUGCGGCACGCUUCCUGAGGAGGACGGACCUUGAGGAGCUGCUGACGAAGGAGCAGCGGAUGAAGUUUGUCCAGAGCCUGCGCCGCACCCGGGGCCGCCAGCCCGCGCCCCGCGCGCUGCUCCCUGCCCUGGGCCGUGCGGGCCGGCUCGGCCGGUGCUGGGCGCAGGGAGCGCCCGGCCGAGGGGCAGAGCCCGUGCCGAGCCUUCGCUCCCCGCAGCUGCUGCAGGAUGCGAGCCGAGCGGCCGAGCACCUGCGCUGGGCCCUGCCGCGCCUGCAGAGCCCGCAGAGGCCCCUGCGAGAGGCGGCCGUCAGGAUCAUCGGGGUGGCCGGAUCGCUCAUGACGGGGCAGAAGGAGGAGCUCCGGGUCUUCGCUGAGGUUCUUCAAGCUGUCAGGGAAGAUCAGAGUCCAUCCUGCAGGAACACAUUGAUGCAGAUUGCAUUGGAAAGAAGACCUGAGAGACUUAGUUUGUCUGCUGGAUCAGAUGGAUGUGCUCACACAUGUGCUCCAGGAGAGUCCUUCAGUGAUUUCCAGCUCCCAUUGGCGAUGGGAACACCUGCAGAGGAGAAUGGACCAGCUGGAGCUCCAGGCACAGCUCUAGCUGCUCACAGCUGAGCCUGUGGAACGCUCCAGGAGCCAUCCCUGCUGCCAUCUCUCUCCCUGUUAGCAGCUCCCUCCCUGUAGCCCUCAGACCCUGCCCAUCCCCUUUUUUACCUCCCCAGCUGACCCCUUUCCUUUGCUUCUCCUUAAUAAAGAGUUUGGCUUUUUCUGAAACCCAAAGGCAGGAGCACCUGCAGAGCAGAAUGGACCAGCUGGAGCUCCAGGCACAGCUCUAGCUGCUCACAGCUGAGCCUGUGGCAAGCUCCAGGAGCUCCUGCCAUCCCUCUCCCUCUUGGCAGCUCCCUCCCUGCAGCCCUCAGGCCUUGUCCAUCCCCCUUUUGACCUCCCAGCUUACCCCUUCCCUUCUCUUUCCCUUAAUAAAGUUUGGCUUUUUCACGUUA
Passer domesticus (house sparrow) is the source of this 3075-nucleotide messenger RNA. RefSeq names its product maestro heat-like repeat-containing protein family member 6. The record is from RefSeq and is a predicted model, not a curated record. Gene Ontology annotation, cellular component: cytoplasm. The coding region runs from base 635 to 2689 and encodes 684 amino acids. The transcript has 15 exons. NCBI's taxonomy places the organism in Eukaryota, Metazoa, Chordata, Aves, Passeriformes, Passeridae.